AUGUUAGCCUUCUUCUCCUCCCUAUUGUUCCUUCUCUUCUUUUGCAUCAUCUUCAAAAACCUCUCUUUUUCAUCUCUCUUCAACAGCACAAUGUUCUGGUUCUUCAUUUCCAAUGCCCUCAUCUUCAUCAUUGCUGCUGAUUAUGCCUAUUUCUCUCUCACCCAAUACAAAAGAUCCCAUCUUUAUGAACAUUACUCACCUCCCAACCCAAAGAUGACUCAUUUUCAACGUCAAACUUCUUCAUUUGUAGUAUUUGAUGAAAAGAGAGAAUACCCAGAUGGGAAUUUGCGAAAUUUUGUUCAAGAACGAUGCGAUUCUAUGCCGCUGUUGAAGACGACUCCGGUGAGAACUUACGAGCGGAGCAAGUCGGAGAAACCCAAAAGAAGUGUGUCAAAGGAGAGCAAGAAAAAGAUGGCGAAGAGAUUAGAAAGUGGCAUGUACGAAGAGAAGGAAUUAGAAGAAAAUGAGUAUUCAAAGAUGACAGAUGAAGAACUGAACAGAAGGGUGGAAGAGUUUAUUCAAAGAUUUAACACACAAAUGAGACUUGAAACUAAAUCAGCUGAAUUAAAGUCUCAUAAAAAGGGCCACUAG
This is a messenger RNA of Cucurbita pepo subsp. pepo (vegetable marrow), 591 nucleotides long. RefSeq lists its product as uncharacterized. The record is from RefSeq and is a predicted model, not a curated record. Lineage: Eukaryota; Viridiplantae; Streptophyta; Magnoliopsida; Cucurbitales; Cucurbitaceae.